AGCGGCCACUACAGGAACAGCCGAGCCGGAAGGGGAACUGCCUGGUCGAUACACGUGUGAAAAAUGUGGAGCAUUUGAAGGAGAAAUAAAGAGUGUGUCGGAUUUUAUAACUGAGAAAUAAACCGUGAGUUGAGGAGAAAAGGCGGAGAGGAUGUUCGGGUCUUCGAGGUCAGGAGGAGUGAGAGGAGGACAGGACCAGUUCAACUGGGACGAUGUGAAAGUGGAUAAACACAGAGAGAAUUAUCUGGGGAACUCUCUGAUGGCUCCAGUAGGACGUUGGCAGAAGGGGAAAGACCUGACGUGGUUUAGUAAAGAUAAACAGAGCUCAGGGGAGAAGGACAGAGAGCAGGAGCUCCGAGCUGUCAGAGAGGCAGAGCACAACGCCAUGAUGGUGGCACUAGGUCAUAAAACGGUACAGAAGCGUCCGGCUGGUCUGACCAAAGAGGAUCUGGUGGACGCGUGCAGGAGAGAAGGAGACGGAGAAGAACGAGAUGUGGACCGAGUCUCAGGGCUUGGAAGCUCCAGUGGUGGAGGUCGGAGGAUGAUUUUCUCCAAGCAGGAGAAGGAGGCGGUGAAGAUGGGACUCCCUGUGUUUACUCAUCAUAAAGUGGCCGCAGCUGAAGCAGCAUCAGCUGAGAAACCUGAGGAGGCACAGAGAGAAGAAGCAGAGAGGAAAAGCGACAGAGAUGAGAGCCACAAGAAAAGCAAAAAGGAGAAGAAAAGCAAAAAGGAGAAGAAGAAGAAGAAAGAGAAGAAGAGGCACAGAAAGACUCGGACUCAGACACCGAGCAUAAAAGGCGUAAGCAGCACUACGGAGACCACCGGCGUACCUCCAGCCCAUCACGUGGUUCUCAGCGAGGACACGAGGCUCGACACAGGCGUUCAGACCCAGGUUCAAAGGUCAGGCAUCGAAGCCCCUCCCCUAGAGGCCGGGACCCCCCACCCCGCCAUCGCCAUGACACCGACUCAGACGACUGAUGAGACGACGGAUUGAGAUUAUUACACACUUCCUUAAGAUACAGUGUGUGUGUGUGUGUGUGUUUUAUUCUUUUGUGCACAAUUUGUAUUGUGUUGAUUUUUAUCUUUUUCAGAGAAGACACUUCUGCGAGGCAUGCACACACACACACACACACACACACACACACAGUUAAACCCCACAUUAAUAAACUGAGUUUGUUUUUUUUAAA
Molecule: messenger RNA, 1187 nt
Organism: Silurus meridionalis
Lineage: Eukaryota; Metazoa; Chordata; Actinopteri; Siluriformes; Siluridae
Gene: c6h1orf35
Product: chromosome 6 C1orf35 homolog
Exons: 8
Coding region: 152-994 (280 amino acids)
Source: RefSeq, a predicted model, not a curated record